CCCGUUAAGUCAAGAUGCCGAAGAAAAAGACGGGCCAGCGAAAGAAGGCAGAGAAACAGAAGCUCCGACAGAAAGAAAUCCGCAACCGGGAAUCUCAGCUGCCGGAGCAACCAUGCAACGUUGCAAUGGACUGUGAGAAGUGUGGCAAGAAACAAAAGUCUAGAGCGUUCUGUUAUUUCUGCCAAAGUCUUCAGAGAUUGCCGAUUUGUGCUCAGUGCGGGAAGCAAAAGUGCAUGCUCAAAACCGGAGAUUGUGUGGUGAAACAUGCGGGUGUGUUUACCACCGGUCUACAGAUGGUUGGUGCAAUUUGUGACCAUUGUGAGGCGUGGAUAUGUCAUGGAAGAAAAUGUCUGCAAUCGCAUGCCUGCACUUGCCCGCUGAUGGACGCAGUAUGUAUCGAGUGCGAGCGAGGCGUGUGGGAUCACGGUGGGCGAAUGUUUAAGUGCAGCUUCUGCAACAAUUUUCUGUGCGAAGACGACCAGUUCGAGCAUCAGGCUUCGUGUCAGGUGCUGGAGUCCGAAUCGUACAAGUGCCAAUCGUGCAACAAGCUGGGCCAGUACUCGUGUUUACGUUGCAAAACGUGCUACUGUGACGACCAUAUCCGCAGGAAAGGGUUCAAGUAUGAUAAGAACAAGCCGAUACCCUGUCCGAAGUGUAAUUACGAGACGAGUCAAACGAAGGAUCUCAGCAUGUCGGUCCGCAGUCAUAAGUACGGUCGUAAACGGCUUGACGACGACGGAGAGGAUGAUGAUUAUGCGUACGAUGAUGAGUACAUGGCUUACCGCAGUAGUCACGAUCAUUACAACGAGGUUUCAGGAGGUUCAUCCGACGAUGACUACGAAGAUGACGAUGACGACGACGAUGAUGAUGACGACGAAGACGAUGAUGAUGACGAGGAUGAGGAAGAGGAAGUUACCGAAGGUAAAUCGGCAGAAGGAACAUCCUCAAGCACAUCCUCAAAGGCGCAAAAGUAGCGUCCUUGCAUGUUAGUUUCUUUCUGCAAUGCAAACUGGAGCUCUUUAAAGUCCCAUUUCUUCUUGUUUAUUGCAUAGCAGAACUAUACAAAACGGUUUGCAAAUGUGCUAAAGAUGGAUACGAUGUUUGUAAUAAAACAAGGGAGCGAUGAAAAACAGAAUAAAAGAAACGUACUAAAAGUAA
This is a messenger RNA of Anopheles funestus (African malaria mosquito), 1158 nucleotides long. RefSeq names its product zinc finger protein 330 homolog (gene Noa36). Bases 15 to 974 code for a protein of 319 amino acids. The transcript has 3 exons. Gene Ontology annotation, cellular component: nucleus. Lineage: Eukaryota; Metazoa; Arthropoda; Insecta; Diptera; Culicidae. Gene Ontology annotation, molecular function: zinc ion binding. The record is from RefSeq and is a predicted model, not a curated record.